AUGGUCAACGACAUGCUGCAAUCGGCAGCGGAGCUAGCACUCCCAGCACCUGGGCCAUCCUUGUCUUUUCACGUCUUUCCCCACCUCCCUGUCGAGCUCCAACAAAAGAUCUGGCGCUACUCUCUUGCGCCCCGGAUCGUCGAGGUCCACGCCCGCAGAUCGCAUUACGCCGAUGACUUCCAACAUGGAGGUGUGCCAAAAUGGCAAAGCGGUUGUAACAAUCCUGCCGCGCUGUCUGUUAAUUCCGGGGCGAGGUCCGCCGCAUUGGAUUGUUAUCCCAUCAAAUUGCCCCUUGCGACUAUUGCGCCAUGUGAGCAUGCUGGCGAUAGUAUUAACGACUUGAAUCGUGUGUUGUAUAUCAAUCCUGAGGUCGACACCGUCGUUGUACUUGGCGAUCUGGACUAUCGCAGAAUGUCGCACCUGCUAACGGACUUGGGUCUUCGUGAUCCGAAGGGGAAAGGUCUGCGGAGAUUGGCUGUCAGCGCCAGCUGGACAUAUCAUCAAGGAGCUGGCGACACAAUCAGAAUGCUCGUUCAACACAUGUUUCCUAAACUGAUUGAGAUGACCGUGUUUAUGUAUGCUGAAAGAUUACCCCCUGCCGAUUGGGCUGGUGGAGUGUGCUCGCUGGAAGAUUGUAGUGGGACGGACUACUAUAAGCGGUAUGCAAUGGGAAGAGGCCAACAGAUGAAGGAUGGUGAUAAAUGGAUGGUAAUUGGGAAGAAAGAGUUAAGAGUGAUGGAGCUCACUUUCAGGCAUGGUUGGUAG
Molecule: messenger RNA, 765 nt
Organism: Clonostachys rhizophaga
Lineage: Eukaryota; Fungi; Ascomycota; Sordariomycetes; Hypocreales; Bionectriaceae
Source: the annotation of a GenBank genome assembly